CCACUCCCCCGGUGCCUGCACGCCAUCUACCUCCAUGCAUCCCAGCGCGUCAAAGCCACCGGCUAUAUUGCGCGCCCGAAAAAAGCAACCAUCACAGCAGCCCAACACAAGACGCCGCAUAACCAGGCCCAUCCCUCCACCCUGUGCCCCUCACCAACACAACACAACACAACACUCCUCGGUUCACGACCUGGUGUGAUGUGCCACCAGCAUCCUCUGUGCUCCGUGCCAUCUCCCUCCAACCAGAGUUCCCACAUAUAGAUCCGCCCAGAUGAUCGCCCCCAACACCCUGUCGACAAGGGCAAAAAAACGAAUUCUUGACAUCCAUGACUCCCCGGUCCUCUGCUGAUAAAUCUUUACUCUACUCUUGACGUCGAUGGGUGGACCUGGUAGGGCUUUGAAUACUUCUCUGCAUCGGGACGACGCCUUGUUAUGCACGCCCGACCGCUGUUGGACAAGUGGAGAUGACGCGAAUCUCGAUGCGUGGUACGACGAGACGCUGUGGAUGUGGAUGUACAUGUGGAUUUGGGUGGGGGCUGUCGUGACCAAGGCGUGUCGCCGUCGCGUCGCGUCGCGUCGCACGGAGUGGGUAAGGCUAGGGUCGAUGGGCUGGGUGCUGCGAGGUCUGGAAGAGGCAGUGACAGGUGUCACACUGGGAUCUACGGAGAUGUUCGGUAGUUACUAGAAGGGGAAAGUAGGA
This is a messenger RNA of Dothidotthia symphoricarpi CBS 119687, 700 nucleotides long. RefSeq lists its product as uncharacterized. Lineage: Eukaryota; Fungi; Ascomycota; Dothideomycetes; Pleosporales; Dothidotthiaceae. The record is from RefSeq and is a predicted model, not a curated record. The transcript has a single exon. The coding region runs from base 377 to 685 and encodes 102 amino acids.